Postia placenta MAD-698-R-SB12 is the source of this 948-nucleotide messenger RNA. RefSeq lists its product as hypothetical. Lineage: Eukaryota; Fungi; Basidiomycota; Agaricomycetes; Polyporales; Adustoporiaceae. The transcript has a single exon. The record is from RefSeq and is a predicted model, not a curated record. Bases 1 to 948 code for a protein of 315 amino acids.
AUGGCGCGCGCGGAGAGCCCGCUGGCGGCCCUCGGACGGCGUAUGAGCGUGGAGCUCGCGCGUGCGCGGCAGCAGCAGCAUCAGCAACAGGAGCCCACCGAUGACCGCCGCCUAGGGCCGAGCGACGAAAGACGCCGGGGGCAGGGUGCGCAGGACGAUCAGCGCCGGGUGCAGAGUGCUCAAGACUCCCGCGCGCGCGCGCGCGUGCUCACGCCCCCCGCGCGCGCCUUCGUGCCCGCGUCCCUGUCCGUCCCUGCGUGGCGCGUCUCGCAGCUCUCGCACGUGAGCUCGGUGAGCUCGAUGCAGAGCUACGCGACUGCGCUUGAGUCGCCGGAGAGCCCGUCGCCGCCCAGGACGCCCUCGACGCCGGAAGCGAGGACGCCUACGAGACUGGAAGCUAAGGCGCCAGAAGAAAGUAUCGUGCCGCCGUAUGAGAGCCUUGCGCCGCCGUCUGAGAGCCUUGCGCCGCCGUCUGAGAGCCUUGCGCCGCCGCCGCCGCCGCCGCCGCCGCCGCCUGAGACGCCGGAGGAGAGCCUCGCGCUGCCGGUGCUGCGGGUGCGCUCGGGCACGGACGGGAGCGCGGACACGCCGAGCCUGACGCGCAGCCGGACGGUGAGCUCGAGCGGGAGCGGGAGCGUGCGCACGGCCGGCCGCGAGAAGGAGCGCGAGGAGGAGCAGGCGGGCGCGGACGAGAAGGCGGGCGUGGGCGCGGGCGCGGGGGCCGUCGAGGUGUGCGUGAACGGGGUCCCGGUGGAGUAUGUGCCGCUGCCGCGGGACACGCAGGGCACGGCGCGGCGGCGCACGACGCUCAGGAAGAAGCACGCCCCGCUGGUGGCGGCGCAGGUGACGGUUGCGGUGUCCCCCGCGCACGACGAGAGGGCGGUGAAGCGGGGCGGGACGAUCAAGCGGGUGUGGCGCAAAAUGUUCAAGAGCGCGGGGGCGCGGUAG